AUGUCCUCACCAAACAGCGAUGAAGGUAAGGUUCGAAUUUGAAUAUGUACAUUACAAUUGCUUGGAGACGCAUUUUAGUUUGCUUCGCGAACAUGAUGACAGGAGAACUUGAGAUUUCUAUUAGUGUAUAGUUGACGAAGUCUUAUCAACUGUUAAAGACAACUUGAAAUAGAUGGAUUCCUAAGAUAUACGAUAUACUUGUUCAGGAAAAAAAUCCACACUGUAAAUACAUGUGUGUGUUAUAUAUAAGAAUGAGGGACUGUUAUUAGUGCUUCAACAUUAAAGGAACUCGCUUACUGGUUUAUGUUCUCGGUCGCCGCAAGUUUCACCCUCCGGCUGCGCUUUGUCCAUUUUAUUUAAGAUGGUGGUAAAAAUUUGGAUUUUCAAGCGCUCUAUGUUAAUUUGGAAUAUUUGUUUCUUUGCACAUAUGAACAUAUGACGUGAUCGAUGAAAAAUCAUUGUAAUCAAAUACUUCAAGAUCGAUGAACUUUUACUACCAUCUUAAAUAAAAUGGACUUAGCUUGUUAGGUCUUCUCUAAGUGUUAGAAGGUAGAGGUGUGGUCGUUUAAAUCACUUUGCAAAACUGAACUAUUUUAUCCAUUGUUAAGAACGGGUCUCCAGUAUCUAGACGCCGUCCUAUCUAACUAUGUACACAACCUAACCAACUAAAAUAGUGUCUUUUUCAAAUAAAUAUGAAAGGUGCUACAAAAAGAACCCUACCAGAAGCUGUUAGGAAAUCAGUUCUUGGAGAGCCCUCUGACCCUAUUAGCGAUGGUGGUAUAGUCCAAGAUCAAGGUAAAUCACGAAAUGUUAUUUUUUUUUCAUAUCUCAGUCGUUUGCACUAUUGCACUUAUUAUUUUUUGGGGGUAAUUUGUUAUAUUUAUUUGGAAAAUUCGCAAUUGAAAAUGGUAGCUUCUGUCGAUAAAGUUGAUAUCAGUUAAUGGGAUGUUAGCUUUCAUUAGAAGUCCAAGUAUCCGUGGUCUCUUCGAUGACGAGGUUUCCCUAACAUGACAAUUUUAUCAUUGAAAAACUUAAAAACAUUUAAGUAUUAAUGUUUCGCUUUAAAGCUUAUUAACGAAAAGGAUUUGUCAUUCUCUUCCUUGUCAAUCUUCUUCAAAAAAGGUUUUUUAUGAAAUAGUAUAACUGAAAAAGAAUCAUUAGUCUUUGACAUGAAUAGAAAUGGAUUUGAUCAAUGAAAAAUCACAGUGAACAGAUACUCCAAGAUCGAUGAACUUUCACCACCAUCUUGAAUAAAAUUGACCUAGCUUAUUGGGUCUUCGCUAAGUGUCAGGAGGCAAAGGUGUAGUCAUUUACAUCACUUUGCAGAACUUAACUAUAUUCUCCUUUGUUAAGAACGGUUUUCUAGUCCUAAGUCUCCAGUAUCUAAACGCCGUCUUGUCUAACUGUGUACACAACCUAACUAACUAAAAUAGUGUCAAAUAGAUGUGACACGUACUACAGAAAAAACCCUACCAGAGCCUCUUAAAAGAGCAAUUCUUGAAGAGUCCUUUGACUCUCUAAGCGAUGAUCCGAUAGUCCGAGAUCAAGAUAAAUAACGCAGAUGUCUCUUUUUAUUAGCUUUCAACACUAGAAGGAGGCCGUUAGACCUUGAAAUCUCAGUCCUUUGCAACGUUCAUUUGUCAAAUAAAUGCGCACGCACUCUUAUUCGUGCAAGCUUUCGCGCCCGACCCACUUUCUUGGUGCCUAUACUCAAUAUUUUAUAAUUCUCUGUUUCCUUGACACACUCCCUCCACCCCCUCUAAUGAUAAACCAAGAUGCAACGAAAUCUCGCAAUUAAUUUUUUUAUAGUUUUGAAAUUGCUCGAAGUUUAAGUUUAUUGCCUAUUAUAACAUAUCGCGGGCUCAAGUCCUACCUAAUUCCUCAGGAGCCUCUAUAUUUGCACCAUAAUAUGAGUUGAGCAAUUUCACUUCGGCUGAAAGUUCCAGUUUAGUUUAGCCGCAAGGUUUCAAACCUUCAAGAUUGUUUUUCCGCUCCAUCCCGAUUGAGAUAGAUCUUUUAGAGCUCAAAAUGAAAAGGAAACAUGCCAUGAAAUACUCGUUUAUAAAACAAUGAGUAUUUAGUUCAUUGUUUUGGACAAAGAAAACUAAGCUUUCUGACUUCAAAUUAGGGUUUGCAAAGGUUAGCACUCUUAUUUACGAAUGGAAAAUACUAUUUUUAAAUGUUGAUGUCCUAAAAGUGUUGUUCAAGAGAAGAUUUGUCUCCAACUGUUCAAUUUUCAGAAGUAAUUUCCAACACGGAGCUACGCAAGUUUUUGGUCGUAAAUUCUAAUAAACAACUUAAUUAUGGGGAAUCUACAACGCACGGCUCGUAAAAGCUAGAAAUUCGUACGUUUUCCGCUUCGUUUUUCGAAAGGAAAAUGUUAUUUUUAAAAGUUAUUUUCUAAUGUUGAUGUAUUAUUGAAGAGAAGAUAUGAAUAAAUGGCUUCAAAAGACAAAUUUCUCAUCCUGGAAUGAUAAUUAGAAGCGAAAAACCCAACAACAACACUAAUAACUGAUACGUGACUUUGCCAAUUGACCCCUUAAUUUUACAACAUUUGUUGAUCACACUAAGAAUAGUUCAAUAUUGGGUGGGGCAUUUAAACAGAACCUUGGCCCGAGGGGAAGGGAAUUUGAACGAGCCAAUAUUCAAGAGUUCAAAUGCCCGGGGGAUUGCUCGCGGGGGGGAUGCUGAAGCUUCGAAUUGAUCAAUGUAUUAGGUCUGUACACCCAAAAUAAUGUUUGCAUUUGCUUAAAUAAACUUAGUUUGCGUGUAUUUCUUCUAAAGUGUUUGCAGAAACUAUAAGCAUUCCACAGGAAAAGAUUAAGAAGAGGAUAAUUUUUUCGUAAGUUUGAUUUUUUCGAAAUCAUAUAACUAGAGAUCUAUUAACCAUCUUAUUGUAGCUGUUUUUGAUGUUGUAUUCGAGGGGAGAUUACCUAGUUUCGUAAGUUAGUCAUCAGACGAGUCAAUAAAUGCUUUUGCGAACGUAUGGCUUGCUAAUCAAGGAGUUUAAGCUCUGACAUCAGGUGAAAAAAUCAAGGGUUACACGGGAGUUACGAUUUUACUGAUAUGCGUGUAAGCAUUACCCUUCACUUGCUUGCAUAAGUCACAAAUAGAAAGGCGUCACAAAAGGAUUUUGGUGUCAUUGUUUGCAUGAAAUAGCUUUUCCUUACUUUGGUCAUAAAUUUAUUCCAUUUUUAAUUCUCAAAGCCAUUUGAUAAACGUCUAUUACCGUCUAUGAUAAGAAGCAGAGCGGGGUUAUCUCAAAAUUGACUUGGCGUGAGCAUGGAUUCACCUUAACGAGUAGCUUUUUCUUUGUCUUGUCCCCCACGACCUCGGGAACAACUUUCAAGCAGAAAGAGUGAACACCGUAGUUAAUGGUCAACAUAUUUUCUUAUAGAGAGUUGGUACCAGAGGAAGGUUUUACGUGGAUCCUAAAAGAAACGGGCGUUUUAGUAAAAUUUUUUCCUAAAGCAGUACCAGAUCCAAGACUGGUCACUUGUUCAUUGUGGAAGCCUGGGAUUGUUUCUCCUCUUCUUGAAAACAAUGAAUCGUUAGUGAGCAAUGUAAUAGAACUCGACUGUGAUGAUCCACAUGAUGUAGUGUUCAGUUCCAUUGAAGUAGCCUUAAGCUAUAGUGCAAUUUGUUUGAGAGGUUACGAGCUUGUUUUGAAGGAAAUGGCCGAUUCCAAAGGACUGCACUGGAAGGAUCUACGCACCUCAGAGGUGCAACCAUCAGGUUUGUAACCAACACAAGGCAAUAUUUGUUUUAUUUUCUGUGGCUCAUGAAUUUUAGUUUUAGAGUAACUCGCAUAGUUUACACUGAAAACAAAGGACUGCGCAAUAUUCACUCAUCUGAACCAAACUGAGGUAGCAGGCCUAUUUAAUUUCUUGUACAUAGACAAUGUAUUUUUCUUAAAAUUUUUCAGAUCUACAAGGUGAAUGUUCAGACUGGCAAACUAAAUUGCCCUUUGUUAAGGCUAAAAUAACCCGUUUUUCCCGGUAUGCCGUUGUUUGUCGUCUGAAGAACUACAAACUUCGAAAAGAGGAUUCAGGGGAACGUCCAGAAGUAACAAUCAGUAUAUCAGAUUUCCCGGGUUUUUGUUUGUCAAGUCCUAGGACCUCGUUUCCUGCAAGUAUGGACCUCAUCAUUAAGGUAAAAGCAAUUCAUACAACUGAAACAUUCUCUUCUUGACAUCUUUUCUGUAUUAAAAUUUUAUUGUUCGUGCUUUUACACGUUAAUCUAUACACUUUUGAAGUUUAAAAAAUUCAUUUCAUGUUAAUCAUCUUGACGUGAUUAUGACUCUGGCAGCUGCUAGCAUAAUAGAUAAAAAAAUGCUUACUACUCGUCAAAAGGGAAGGUAAAUGAUAAAAAGAAUUUAAAAAAAAAUACAAAAGGAAUAAAUAAAAUAAAUAUCUUGAUUAAUCAUCCAAAUGUGUUUUAAAUAAGUCUGAACAAUUUUCCUUAAAUUUUAUUAUAAAGAAGAAAAAACGUCUCGGAAACAUGACUCCGAAAAAGCUAAAUGUAAAAGUGAAAGGGGAAAAUGGCCGGUUGAAACGACGAGGCAAGGUUUUUUAACCAAAAAUGUUUGUUUUUUAAUCUUUGUUACAAAGGAAACAUGCAGGAUAUAGCUUUUAAGCUUUAAAAAGUUGUAAUUGCUUGCGUUAUGUUCGAUCAGUCGAAUGUAAGAAGAUCCGGCAGUAAUGUUGAAACAGGUAGUAACGGCAGUAAGAGGUCCUACAGGUGGCGGUAGACCGCCUGUAAUUGAAUUUUAUUGAAACCCCCGCAGUAGCAAUCACUAUAAGGACAAGAAUAAUGAUACUUAAGGCUCCCUGCAAGGGUACCCUCGCAGUGUGUAUUUGUUUACUUCUCUCCCCCCCCCCAAAAAAAAAAGAUGUAAAAUCUUAAUUAGAUGAGCUAUGCAUCUUAGAAUCAUUUUGAACUUACAUCCCUUCAGACAAAAGAAUCCUGAAAGUAGAUCAAUUAUUUCGUCUGCUUUUUCAGUCAUUAUUCAGGUGUAACUUGACAUGAUGAAAUGACAGACCAGCUAAUUUACAGGUCUUCCACAUAAAUUAGAAUUAAAGUUAAGUUAAAAAAACAAAUAAUAUGACAGAUGAAUAAAAAUUUUAACAUUUUAAAAAGGUUUGAGUCAGGACAAUAAAAUACAAUCUAUAGCAAUUCCACUUUAUGCAAAGAGGUAAAAACGAUAGUCAUAUCUACUAAAAUGUUAGGCAAAAGGCCCAAAGACUGAAUUUUCUUUAUACUGUCUUUGAAGGUCUUAGUAGUUCUAACAGUUCUAUGUGACUCUAGUGGCAGAUUCCACAACUAUGGCGCUCGGUAACGCCACGAUUUCAGACCGUAGGUUGUGGUAUUGACCUUAGGCAGUUUUUCGAAUGUCGGUUCCCUCAGAUCGUAUUUAGUGUUUCUAAAACCAAGUAAGUUUUUUGUGCUUUUAGGAGUAUGAUCAUAACUAACAGCUCUAAAAACCAUACAAACAAUUUCUGCGAGUCUUUGAUUAUUCAAUGACAAUAAGCCUAUCUUAUUGAGUAGUUCCUGGUAGUGCGUUUGUUUUUCAUUUAAAAAAAUCGCAGUGCACGUUCGUUUACUUUUUUUUCCAGUUUUGCUCUAGCACUUUUACUGCAGAAGCGCCAGAUUCCAAAGCAAUAGUUGAAAUUGGGAAGGACGGAUGCAAAAUAGAUGUUCUUUCUUGUUUAAAAAUGGAGCAUCUUUUUUCAUACGCUUGAGCACAACAAUUUGCUCAGAGACUUCGCUGCAAACCUUGCCUACAUGCUUUUCAAUUUAGUUUGUCGUCUAUCGUUACUCCAGGCAUCUCAAAAUCUUCGGUUAUGGGGAUUUCUGUGUUUUCACAAUGAAACUGAGGCGUAAUUUACGUCUUUCCCAUGCCGAUUUCUUGGUACUUUGCUGGGCUUCUUCUCUUACCAUUUUCCUCGAGCCAUAUGUCUAGACGAGCGGCGUCAUUGUUGAUGGUUUCUUCAAUUUUCGCGGGCGCUUUGUCGGCAUAUAUUAUCCGGGUGUUGUCUGCAUAGGCAGACAAACUGCUGUGUUUGAUGACAUGGACGAGAUCGUUCAUGAAUAUGUUGUAUAUCAAAGGACCCAGGAUGCUUCCUUGUGGAGAUCGUAAUGAAAUUCCUUUCCAGUUUGAGAACUGAUCUCUUAAUCUAGCUCGUUGACUUCAAUUUGUGAGGUAACCCUUGAUGAGCUCGGAGCUGUUAUCGUCAGCGCCGUAAGACCUGAACUUUUCCACCAUUUAGUCAUUUGGCAGAGUGUCAAACGUCUUUGGUAGGUCCAUCGAUAUAAGGCCGAUAGUGUUGUGAUUCUCUAACUCUUUUUUCCACUGCUCCGUGUACUUGACGAGGGCGGUGUCAGAUCCAGGCGAUUUCCGAUAUGAGAUAUUGUAAUAGUUCAACUAUUUAAUUUUUCCGUAAUAUACUACUGUUUGAGAUUUGUUCAUUGAACCUAUUUUGAUUUCUCGUAGGUGCAAGGGCUUUCAAGUGAUGGUUUCGAAGGAAAUAGGGUUCUUGUUGGUCCUGUCGUUCACAUUGCUUUCACACCGAAAGUUGAGUCAAGGGAUCCUUUGCAAGUUAGUUUGACCUGUCCCAUCUUAAUAAGUGUACCCAUCGACUCGCAAGAACACCAGAUUAAGUUAUCGGGAAUGUCAUCAAGGCACGUGAGAGUGUUUUUCCGUGGCGGUAAAGACACGUCACGGAAAUGGGUCGAUUGGACAAAGAGGUUGAAAACGCCACCAAAAUUGGAAGAAGGGACUGUGACAUUUGAGGUCGAUGGGGCUGAUACGUUUCAAAUCAAUCGCUUUUUGGAGUAAGUUUGCAAUCUUGUUUUUUUCCUUCAUAUAUGAGUUAUCUGCAAACUGAGAACUACAUAUAUUGCAGGAGUAUCAAAAAAUGAAAUGAAAAUACGUUGCUAUGGCAUGCACAUGCAUUUUUCUAACUUGCAACUUUUUCAUAUUCAGAUACACAAAAAAUUGAGUCAGCUACCUCCAUAUCAUCUCCUAAGUUUUCCAAAAUGUCUUCUAAUAUCAAAUUCCUUGUGCCUUUAUAUUAUUGCUAGAUGCGGUGUGAUGCUUAAUUCCUCUACGAAACAUCUGAAACCUGAAGAGCUUUUUAUCGUGGAUUCUUCCUGUCCGCAACAUGUAGGAUUUUUCGCUUUCUGGUGUCCUGAGAAUGAAAAGGAACCAAGACAAGAUCCAAAGCGAGGAUUACUGACUCUUCACUGUUUUCCACUCCACAUGAAAACCGAGUUGACAAAAGAGAUAUCUUCAGAGGAUGGUGUUCUCCUCUAUGGCGAAGCCACGUCAGCAAGACAACUCGCCAAAGGGGACCAGGCACUCUUUUCUCUGUCAAAUGGACUCACUCCAGUUGAUGAAGGAAUUGAUAUAAAUUACACCCCCGUUGUGUAAGUCUCAGAAAGAGAUCAAUUUUUGAAUUUAAAUGCUUUUUGAUCACUGAUCCAACUUCGAUUCAGAUCACAUUGAGAAUGUGUUGAUUAUUACCACUGAAUUCACAGUGGAAUGCUUUUCUGAAGAAUUAUUAAUUUUUUUUCUAAGGGCCUGUUUACAUGGAGGUGGGGAACCCCAGGUAGGUGAGGUAACCUGCCUAGCCGUGGUCGAAAAAUAAAACGCGUUUACAUGCAAUCUUACAACCCCGGGGUGCUGGGGUGAGGUUUCUUGAGGCUGUUGUUGCGCUUGCAAUUAAGGAGUUUGAGCAGAGGCGUCCCAAACUCACAUCUCGAAAAACACGAAAGAUUAAUUCUGGGACACUUCUGUAUUUUUUCAUGAAAGCGUCAUGCGUUGUGUUACGCGGUGUUUUGUUUCGCAAGGAACCGUUGACUUAAUACGCUAUACGGGAUAGUUUGGGAAACCAAAUAUGGUCGAUUUACAACGCUAAAUAUUCCGAAAUGUGAAUAUUUUACACUCCUUGUGUGUCCGUUGCAGUUUCUGGUGACUUCUGCCAUGACACGGCUAGGAAAUGUACAAAGUUUUAAAACAUACAUGUUUCGCUUUUGAGCUUUUUGCCAUGAAAGCGACCCCGGCUAGGCGGGUUACCCCACCUUGACACGUUUACAUGGCAAAUUGUCACCCCGGCUGACAGGGUUACCCUACCUAGCAGACCGGGCAACCCGCCUAAGCGGGUUACCUCACCUACCUGGGGUCCCCCACCUCCAUGUAAACAGGCCCUUAGACUGUGGACAGUCUAAGCGUUGGUGAAUUAUAGCAUUAUUAAACAGGCCUAUAGGCUGAAUUUGAAGGAAUUUUUAUUUAGUUAAGAACAAUGUAACUUUCGUCCGCCACAUGACAAAAUUUUCACAUGGGCCUUAAGGCCGUGGCUAAAUGAAAAUCCAACGCGAAGCAUUUUUUACAGCAAGGCCCGUAUGUUUAGACGAACUAUAAAAAGCUCUUUGCAGUUGUAAGGUAUCCGGAAAAUCUGCCUCACUGAAUAAUUGCGGUGAGUUGCUUGAUCAUCAUGAUAAAGUUGUAAUCUCUCGUGAAUGACGACGAUAUACGCAAUUUCAAAAUUUUCCGGCGGAAUUUUGUUUCAGCAUAAAGCAUUAUGGUCUACAUUUGCUAACUAUAAAGAAAGUAUUCGCAUCUUCUUUGGCUUCUAAUUGAAAACGUCUUCAUCGGGAAACCUCUGCAGUUCGUCAAAAAAUGGUGUCGCAUGCCUUCUUGAAUAUGUAACAUUAUUAGUGCCAUUUGAAAAAUGUGUGUCGUAAGUUCAAUGUUGCUCUUUUCUCUCACAGGUUUACAGGAGACUUCGAUUUUAAAUUUUGUUUUUCGGUUCGUUUCGAUGCACCGACUAUAGAAUUAUUCAAAAACAAAAAAGACAAGGAAGGACGAGAGAGACUUUGCUCUCUGCAGCUUCAUCCAGUGGAGCCGUUUAAGGUAUGACAAGGACCUUACGGAAGAACAAAUGAUUUCUGGGACAAGAUGCUAUGCCCAUUAUUACACCGAUACCCUUAAUUAAACAGUAUCUUUCUUUUCAGUUACAUAUAUUUUUCAUAAUUUCUUCUCUCCAUCUAAAGUCGACAAUGCUUCGCGGCAUUGAUUCUUUUUUAAGUGAUUUGGUAAGAGAAAUCUUGAGAGUACCAUGAGUAGUUUUGAACGUUUUGUAGAUCCUAGCGGCUUUCGACCCAAAGCAAUGGGGGAAUAAUAAUUAGAAGGAUUUUCACAAUAUGUCAAGAAAGAAAGUGAAAGAGAAAUCGAAUACAGCACCUUGAACACUGAAACACAAGAAAUGAAAAACUUAAAAAGAGCUUUAAGGGUUCUUACGAAUGUUUUCGACGAUGGCCAUGUGAGAAAAGUACUAUCCUAUAAAAUGGUAAUUAAGUUUUAUCAACUGAGUUGAUAACGUAAAUUGGCCACCCUGAAGAGUUUAAAAGCUAACGUUUCGAGCGUUAGCCCCUCGUUAAUCGCUGUGACGAAUGGUUAAUGCUCGAAACAUCUGCUUUGAAACUCUUUACGGUGGCCAAUUUACGUUAUUAACUCAGUUGAUAAUACUUAAUUACCAUUUUAUACUCUCCCACCGACGCAUCACCACAGUUUCUUUAGGAACUUACCCCCUUCGUCCUAAAAAAGUAGAGCACCUUUUAUCAGUAAGGCAUAUUUUCUAUCAAAUGAAAAUUUUCACUAAAUGGGCAAACAAAAUUCGCCCGGAGGUCAAGAAAGAUUUUUAAGCUCAGAUAUUAGAAUCUUGGAGAUGACAAAUGUAACCCUCAUAAAGGCGUUGGAUGGGCGCUUCGUUUGAUCCUAAAUUGUUGACGUAUCCUUGCAAAUUUACCUUCACGGGAAAUUUACCUAAGGAAAUGUCGGCCACAUCUUUUACAUUCAGUUUUCCGUGUAAAGGGGUCAUUUACCACGAUGAAAGUGCUCUUGUAGCUUUAACAUUAUGUGCUAUUUUCAGGACUUUUUUUCGAACUGUUGAUAGAGUUUUGCAAUAAGUCAACCAUGUUGCCUUAUUUUUAUACAUUCAUUUCUAAAAUACUAUGCCUUUAUGAUGUAUGGAUUUCUUUUCCUGGUAACAGGACCACACUCCAGUAAUUUCCAGGGAAAUGCCUCAGUUAGAGGAUAAACCUCUGCUUGGUGAAGCUUCAACUUCUGUGGAGUCGCCUGUGGAUGACUCGGGUGAGAGCUGUAUGAAUGUUAAAAUAGUAGUAAGGAACGUGGAAGGAAGAAUGCUGGAAGAGAGGUUGUGAUACCUUUAUAGAAUUUUCAUGUGGUAAUUCUGGGUAGACCUUUUCGGAUAAAAUCACACUUGGCAAGGUAAGGUGGAUGUGUUGGCUGCUCCUUCUCUUUAUUCUUUGACAACUUGGCGAGAGUAAGUACUAUUGUUUGGUUUAAAAUGCCCGUUAGAAAUCUCGUUUUCCUCAUGUAUAAUUAAGAGUAAGGGAAAGCCCUCAUCGCCAAGAGACCUUUAAAUAACGAGCGACUUCAUCCGGUGCAGUCUGACUAUCUAUGCCCCUAUUUUUAAUUGUAUAAAGUCUCCUCUGGACUUCUCAUUAAAUUUUCCUUUUUUCCAGCCCUCACCUUAAAAAGGAUUUUAAUUAGUUUAAAUCAUCGCAGUAGUCUGUCAACUACUGAAUAAGUUUAUUCAUUAUCAUCCUGCUUAUGAUUUUCUCCCAAGAUGGUUUGAUUGCUCAUUUUGCAUUCUGCAUUGUAAAGUUCUCGAGCAAACUAGGCAUGGUUGUUGCAGGGUAUAAGACAUUAAUUUACUUUAAAAUAGCAAACCAUUGCUCUUCUCUCUGAAGUCCUGAUGUCAAAGUUGAUUAUAACUGUACUUGAAUCUUUCCCCGGUAUUUGUUAAAAAUGUUUUUCCUCUUGUAGUUAUAGCCUGGUUCUGUUUUCCUUUUUAUUAUUAUUACUAUCAGCCCAAAUCGGAGAGUUGAGAAAGUCAGUUGUUACUCAAAGGUUAGCAACCCUUUUUAAAGAAGACAUAGGAAACUGCUGGUCAGACCUUGGACCAUUUCUUGAAGUUCCUGAGAGCGAAAUUCGCAACAUAGGCAAUGAUUACCAUAAAGCUCGCGAUAAGGGAUUUGCUCUUCUCCAGUCAUGGAGGGAUAAGGAUGGGUGCAAGGCAACUGUGGGACGUCUUGAGUCUGUCCUUACUGCGAGAGGCAAGAAAAGGAUCGCAGAAAAAUUGCUAGGUACUUAAAUCUGUACUUUUUAUGGAAAUCGUCCAUUUCGCUUGAAGUCCACAGAAUUCUCCCAAUGAGUUUUUGAAAUUUUCUGUGGUACAGUUAAACGUGGUCACAGUGUUUUUAGUUGCUUUUACAACCUGAAAUCUGCAUUUGUAUUACUCAUUCAUACGAUCUAAAUUUUUCUGAUCAUUGAAUUUCCUCGUUUCUUGAAUAGAAAUUGUACGAGAAGAAAAACGAGGAGAAAGCAAACAUCAUGAAACGAAUAGAAGUACGGAGGAAGGUACGAUCAAUAUUUACACAGAUUCUCCUUAAUAACUUAGCGGUCUGUGAAGAAUUAGCGAGUGUAUAAAUAAUGAUGCAUGCACUAUCUUAUGUAUCUCGCGCUUUUCAUAUCAUAUUGGCUGAGCUCAUCGAAAGUUUCCAGUUGUAAGGCAUCCCCAAACAGCCAAUUUUCAAAUCCUCUUUUAGUUUUCUAGAACACAGAGAAGUAUUGGGAUGACCUUUUCUGAUUUGUUUGAGGUACACUUCAUCUCAUGUUCAGUACCCUGUCUUUGGUGACCAUCCUUUCAGAGGCUCAGUAUCAGACUUGUGGAAGUUUUUGUUGUGAUCGUUUUAAAUCCUGAAAUCCUACUGCAGUUUUUCUUUUUGGGAUUUACAAACCGGAUCAGGCAUGUGUCUAUGCCAGUUUGUUGUUGGUUGAAAUAUUAACCUCAGCUUAACCGAGAAUCCCAGUGAGCGACUAAUUCUGCGCAUCUAUACAUUUAAAUCAUUUUAUCAAGCUGGAAAAUUGAUAUCUAUCCACCAGAGCUUCAGAGCGGACUUAAAUUUUUCAGUCUUGUCUAUAUUAAAUUUUGAACAUACACACAAAAAAAUAUUGUACAACAUGGUUUUCACUAACGGCUGAGUCGAAAACAGAGAGCAGUCAAGAUCCCGCCACUCCAUGGGUAAUCUUGAGAAACCUUCACUAAAAUAUGAGCUCUUAUUGUCCCGUAGAGAUAAAUAAUACUGAAAUGUGUUGAUUCUCAAGCGCACAGCUUUUUUGCUAACGAUAGGUGAUCUUGCUUGAUGAUGCAUUAUUUUUACUAUAAAGUGGUAAUUACUAGCGUUAUAUUUGGCUUUUUUUCUGGGUAUUAUGCGACAAAGAGGGCGAGACCACGCAACGCCAAGCCAGCGAGAGAGGAGGUUCCCCUGAGACGAUGCCCAGUACUGCAUCGAGAACACGAGACAUAAAACAAAAUGGAAGUGGAGAUGAAACAAGAAGUCAACAAAAGCAAUUGGAUGAGUUAAGUGAAAUUAUCAGAAAAGUUAGAGAGAUGAAUCAAGUCGUGACGAGACUCCAAUCUAGAGUAGGUGAGUUUCAGUUCUGAGUGUCCUCAACCCUUUAACCCUGAGAGUGACCAGCGUCCAAUUUCUCCGUACAAUAUCACCCCUGAAUUACACAUUAAGGUCACGAGAAUAAAGGAAAUGAUCACCAACGAUAGAAGCUCCUGAUUGUUAAACAACUUCUCCUUGUUAGCGCCUAAGGAAAUAUAUAGAGAACAGUACAGAGAAAAUGCAUAAUGAUGAUAGAGUAUAAAGGGUUAAAACCAUGCAGUCAUUACGAGUCUUCCAUAGACUAUUGACAUGCUGAUUCUUCAUAGGGUUAGGGUUAGGCUGUACUGUCAAUCGCCGAUUGAUGUUCUGUGAUAUUCGAGCAUUUGCCCGACACAUCAUCAACCCGAUCUGCCUAGUUUUUUUUUCAGUUAAAAUCUCGGCAUAUGGGUCGUAUAUGGUCAAUUUAAAGAGUUGCAAUUUUUUAGAUCAUUUGAUGGUCUAAAACCGAUCGUAGAUUGUGUUUAAGAGUAUACUGUGCUGGUUAACUCACAUUAGAGUAUGUCAGAGACAAAAUAGGGAUUCUGUUGAGUUAAGGGUUUUCAAGCCUAUUGUAUCUUUCUCUGUUUUUGAUCACUCUAGGGACGUUUUUUAUUAAAACGUGUUAAAACACUUAAUCUAAUCUAGGUUUAUCAGUAAGUUUUAAUAGAGUAAGGAAAGUUUACUUGUAUUUCUUAUAUAUUACUUUUAUAAACAAUGUAGAUGAACUUCCCAGGAGGCAGCAGAACACGAAUAGGAACGAGCCAACUGAGAACACGAAAAGGGACGAGCCAAUUGAGAACACGAAUAGGGACGAGCCACUUGAAAUGAUGAAAAGCCUGCUGCUGGAGGUAGCUGCCUUAAAAGGGGUCAUUGAACAAAAUAUUUUAGAGCGCAUAGCGGGGAAUGGAAACGUAGAGGGGCUGAGAGAAAUAACUGAAAAAGUCAGAAAGGUUAGGCAAGAUUUCUCAUAAACGUCGGCUGUCAGUAGCAGAUAAAAUAGGAGGCGAAAGCUCGGUUGACGUGGUAUAUGAGAUAGGGUUUGAAAUUGCCACCAGCUGUUCGCCGGGGCGAUUGAGAAUUUUGGACUGUUUGUGACAAGAAUUUCGCCAGCAAGCGACUACCCUGUGGUCUUUUCGAUGGGUUUCGUUCAAUCAGCACUUUAUCAAAAAAAACGUCCCUAACAUUCUAAUUAUACUCUUUUAAACUCAGCUGGACAUCAUUUAGAAGUAAGAAUAUCUUGGAGGCAAAGAAACGUCUUAAAAACUGUGCCUUUUUGUAUUUUAAAUUUUUUCUGGUGACGAAAAUGUACCAUGUAUGACGAUUGGAAAAAACACUUUUUAAGUAGCCAUGGCACUUGCGAUUUUGGACCUUGUUUUAAAGUAUUGGAACACAGAGUACAAGGCAGAAUGAAAUAUCCUCUAUGACAAAUUAUAUAUAUAUGUUGACACCUGUAGUGACUUAGGUUUGUCCAAAGUUUGAUGGCUUUGAUCUUUUCUUGACUGUGUAGCCUUUCGAUGUAGCCUAAUAAUAACUGAUAGGGGUCGAACAUUCUG
Molecule: messenger RNA, 14072 nt
Organism: Pocillopora meandrina
Lineage: Eukaryota; Metazoa; Cnidaria; Anthozoa; Scleractinia; Pocilloporidae
Source: the annotation of a GenBank genome assembly